CGACAUUACAGGCGCGGAAGAGAAGGGUAAUGUUGGGUUUGUGGAGUUAGACAUCACUGUGACUUUGUUCCUUGAAGACGAACAGGAUACAUAGAUGAAUUCUAGAAACGUCACUAGGGAAGUAAUGGAUACAGUCACAACUUGAAUCUUGAAGCCAACCAGUCACAAUGAGUGCCGAUCACAACUAUGCAGGCCCUGAUGACUCGGACAGUGUUGUCGGAAAGGGUGAAGAGAGUACUUCGCUGGAACUCAACGAGAACUGUGUUUCUGAUCAUGCCUAUGCAAUAGAGGUUGAAGAACACAACUCAGAAGACUGUACAGCUAGUUCAAGUCGGCAAGAAUUUGAUGCUGAUUUGGAAUCUAAUGAUGCAGAUGAAGCUAAAUUAGAAGAAGAAGAAAUAGGAGAGAAUAACUCUGAGUUAAAUAUGAACAACAGUGCUAUGGAAGAAGAAGAAGAUGAUGAUGAUGAUGAUGAUGAUGAUGUGGAUGACAAGUUGCUGGUUGAUGAGGACGGUGAGGAUAACACUGAUGCAAAAGAAACCAUGUUAGAAAAUAAAACAGAUGUUCACAUGGAUGGAACUGAAGAAGACGGUGAAAUAGUGGAUAAUGAAAAUGUUAAAAGCUGUGAAGUGGUUGAAGAAAACAUGAGUGUUACUGAAAACAGUAAGGAAGUAAACAAAGGUGAUGUAAACCUACAUGUUAAAAUCAGUCGUAAGAAAUUAGAUGAUGACUUUGUUAAGAAAUAUGUUGCAUGUGCCAGUGACACUGCUGGUGAGAGCUCCAAUAAGGGGGAGAUAAGCAUGCCUGUUAGUGAAGAUGAGGAAUCCAGUACAGGUAAUUUGAUUGGGAAUAUCAGUGACCACAAUACCAAACCUGAAGAAAGUGAUGCCAGUGAUAACGAGAAUGAAUCUGAUGAUGAACAGAUACUGUUACUUAGCCCGGUGACGCAAGAGAAGACGGAAUCUGAUGCUGAAACGAUGCCUGAAUCUGCAGUUGAUGCUUCACUUGAAGGAGAUAGUUCACAGAAAUCCCCAGAAACUAACAAUAAUUGCUUGACAGAUAAACUGUCAUCAGAAAAACCAGUAGAUAGUGAAACAAAGAGUACAGUUGGAGAAAUAAAAAAAGGUGAUGAUAAGGAACAGACUGUUACGGCCGAUGGGCAGGAGACGGGCAGUGAGACGACGGAAGAUUACAGCGUUAACACAGACUCCAGAGGUAAAUUUGAUGACGAUGCCAUGGAAAGUGGUGAUGAAAAUGGUAGUGUGAAGGACCAGAGUAAAACUGUGGAGAGUAAAGAAAUGGAGGUUCAGGCAUCUUUGAAUGACUUGGAUGCUGACUCUGGUGAAGAUACUGAGGUCACGACAGGGGUUGGAAGAAAAAGAAAAAAGCCUGCUUCAUUUGGGGAAUUUUUGACUAAUGAUGAAGAAAUUGACGCAGAAGUUAAGCGGACGAAAAAGUUGGAUGGCGACAGUGAUACACCACGAAGAGGUAGAACAAGUACAGUAGUAACAACAGACUUGGAAACUCUUCUUGAACCAUUUAAACAUGGCUGGAUGCGUGAGCUUGUUUACCGAAGUACUGGCAAUACUGCAUGUGAUACCUACUACUUUGCACCUGAAGGGAGAAAGCUGAGAUCUCUGGUUCAAGUGGCUGAUUAUUUGGAAUCAACAAAUUCGCCACUGACAGUGAACAACUUCAGUUUCUCCAGAAGAGUUCUUCACAAGCCCCCAUUUGAACUUGUUCGACAGGCUGGGAGAGUGGGUAUACCGUCCAAGAAGGGCAGUCCCAGUCCUGUGAGCAAGUCGAAGACGAGCCCCAAAGUGACGCCAGGGGGAGUCCCACGUCGACGCCCUGGACGUCCUCCCAAAAACAAAAGUCCAAAAGUAAUCGAGACAAAAACGCGCCCAGCGACAAAGUUUUCUGACGUGGAAGUAAUUAUUGAGCGGGAUUCUGAUGAAGUGUCGUUGCCAUCUCUGGAUGUUGUCCGAAAUGUGUCGUCGCCCCCGGCACCAGUCUUGACAGUGGUGUCAACAUCAUCUCCGUCUGUAGUUAAAGACACAAAAACUGUGACUACGUCAAAUAAAAAUGUGGUGUUGAUUAAACAGGAGCAGACCAUUGACUUUAAUAUUAGCACAUUACUGAACAGUAAUACUGCAUCUAGUCCCACUGAGAGUGACGACUUGCCCAGAAAGAAGAUGGUGGCGAGAAAAAGUACGACUCCGCGGCCCAAACAGUUCAAACCAGAUGCAAUGAGCAAGACACCAAACAACAGUGAAGGAGAGGCAACUGAAGGACUGAGUAGCAAUCAACUUUGCACGUUAGCCUGUCCUGGUUUGGAAGGGAGACCACCCACUCUACAGUGCGCUAGCUGCAUAUGUUUGUUUCAUCCACAAUGUGUCAAUUUCCAAGGAGGCGGUGAAUUCUAUUGCUAUAUAUGUGUUCAGAUUGGAAAGAAAUCCACUGUCCCAACCACAGUUAAAUACAAAUCCCCAGCACUGUAUGGAAUUGCCAGCCAGUCGACACCCAAAACGUCGGUUUCCAUGAAUAUCCAGAACGUCGCCUCACAGGCAGUACAGAUGAUAUAUCAUAGCCAGUCUUCCACAAUGUCACCAGCACCAUCAUUAUACACGUUAAAACUGACACCCAAUAAUGGUUUGGUAUCGGACGGUUUAAUUCCAUCAUUACAGCAUGCUUCAAGUCCUGGUAUCAUUCACUUACCAGCACUGCAGUUACCAGAGUCGGUCAGUGCAAAAAGUGCUUUACGAACUGCUCUCGACAAGAGAAUACAGUCUCCUGUCUCAUCACUGUACAAACCUACAGGACUGAACAGCACGGCACUGAUUUCCACAGCAGCAUGUACAAGUAUUUCCAGUGCAGUCCCAGCGUUGCCCACUUUAAUUAGUGCAGGAGUACUUUCAGCAAAUAAUGCCGAUAUGACAUCGCCAUCUAAGACUUUGCAGUCAAAGAUCAUGCCAGCUCCUCCACGUCUGACUCUGGCUCCUGGGAUAAUACCACCAGUGUCUAUGUUAUCGGACAUUCCCUCGUCACAGUCUUCAAAUGUGUUCACUUCUAAAAGUUCAAACUCUGAUAUACCACUCAAUGCACAGUUACUGACAUUACCCAAGGCAGUGACGAAAAGGUUAAAACUUUCUCAGCCUUUGGCAUUGAAAAUCAAUAACAUACAGGUGGUUGUGCCCCCAUCUUGUGUUAUUGGCUCGGCUGAUGGCUUGAAAGUGCUACUCCCUCCCAAUACUUUUCCCUUACCAACAGAUCCCAAUCAAAAACUGAGUGUUACUGUGUCGAAUAACACCGACCCUGAAGUGAACAAACUGACUGAGCCCCUGUUACAGACUCCUUCACGAACUGGUGUUGAGAAAAGUGAAACUAACAAAAGACCUUUCCCCGGUUCAGCAAAAAAGGAAAGAAAGAAGAAGGGUAUUAACCCAGCAUCAUGUUUUAUUAAAAGUCUGUAUGGUGGUUAUGACUGUAUGUUGGAGAUAUUCAAGUAUCUGAAGACGGCUGAUUUAUUAAGGGCUUCUUGUGUGUGUCGAACAUGGCAGCAAAUAUCAAAGCAAUCUUGUUUGUGGCGAACAGUAUCAUUACGAGGAUUAACAAUAACUAACUGGGACAAAGCAACAGCAUUUUUCAAGAAUGUCAGACUAGAAAGUUUGAGUCUAAUGGGCAUGUGUCAUAGUGAUGACCGGAACAAAACCUGGCAUAAUUUGAUGUCCAACUUACAUAACCUGGCAGGUCUGACCACGAUAGAGUUUGGUCUUGUCCCUGCGGCAGUUCUUCAUAUGGUGUGUGAAAAGCUCCCUGGACUCGAAGUCUUCCGAGCCGAAUUUAUUUCUGAUGCUUCUGGAGACCAAAUGUGGAGUACCCCCUGCAAGACAUACAUGGGCAAGUUUGCAGCUCUCAAACAGCUAAAAGAACUCAAGCUACGAGGAAUCGGUGGCCUCACCUUGCCAACCUUUUCCUUCAGUGGUGGCUUGACUGAACUCGGUUCUCUUGAGCACCUUGUCUCCUUGUCUUUAACCACUCUGCGAUCAGUAUCGGACAACGAAUUCCACUUUUUACGAGAAAUGAACCAACUCACAGAGCUGGAACUGGGAGAUUGUACAAAUUGGUCAUCUGAGAUAUACUUUAUUCUUGGUGGGCUGACAAAUCUCACAAAAUUGCGGUUAGAAUGUGGUGGAGAAAUUCCAGACAUUGGACUUGCAGACAUGUUACAAAACCUGAAAAACCUGGAGAUUCUAGAACUGAUAAUGUUCCAGAUUGCAGAUACGUUUGAAAACUCUCUUGGUCAGCUGGAGAAGUUGCACACUUUGGUUAUCUGGCCAGAUACGACGACCGAAGCGGCAGCGGCAGUGAACUCGAGUACACUGAUGGCUGUGUCGAAACUGAAGAACCUGAAACAUCUCGAGUGGGGAGUGGUGAGCAGUGAAACGUCCACGGACAGUUCGGGGACAGAGAAACAGACGGAGUAUAUUCCAAUAUUACCACAGUGUGGAAACCAGGCAGAAAAUUCUGACAUGGUUCUUCUGUCGGAGAGAAUCAGUAUUAUUCAGUUAACAGAAAAACUGUGCGUUCUUCUGCCUCAAGUUUCAAUAAGAGUGUUCAAUACUAAGGUAGUGCCUCACUCGCCCAAAAAUGGAUCUUCUUAGCACCCAGUGCUAUAUUCUCAUUGGACAUCAUUUCUUUUUGUAAAGAGUCUUUUUAAUGAGAACCAUUGCUUCAUGACUUCAAAUGUUAUGGUAUGUGCUUUCCUAAAUGAGAAAGUGUAUAUAUAAAAAAACUAAUUUUCUUAUUAUCAGUAGGAGUAACUGAUAUGGUGGCAGCAGGUUUCUAUCAUCCGUUAUAUCAAUUGUUGCAAUUUACUAUGUCAAAAUCUAAUGGUCACUGAUUAAACAGUGGUAGAGUGUCAUCAAAACAUUCCCUUUCUUUUCUUUUUUGUCUCGUGAAGCAUGAAUUGACCAGUUAAAUAAAGCCCAUACCAUGACAGUGGUAACCACAAUGAUUACUCAGUAUUAGUGAAAACAUAGUUGCAUGCAGACCUGUCAACCCUCCCGGAUUCCGCGGGAGUCUCCCGGUAUUUGAUCAAAUCUCCUUUCACCUGUGCGGGAGACGGUUUCUCCUUUUAAAUGACAUUUUUGUAAGC
Messenger RNA from Gigantopelta aegis, 5158 nucleotides. RefSeq lists its product as uncharacterized. Lineage: Eukaryota; Metazoa; Mollusca; Gastropoda; Neomphalida; Peltospiridae. The record is from RefSeq and is a predicted model, not a curated record. Gene Ontology annotation, molecular function: protein binding; DNA binding. Bases 168 to 4664 code for a protein of 1498 amino acids. The transcript is spliced from 17 exons.